Molecule: messenger RNA, 675 nt
Organism: Ordospora pajunii
Lineage: Eukaryota; Fungi; Microsporidia; Ordosporidae
Product: proteasome subunit
Exons: 1
Coding region: 1-675 (224 amino acids)
Biological process (GO): proteasomal protein catabolic process
Cellular component (GO): nucleus; proteasome core complex, beta-subunit complex; proteasome core complex
Source: RefSeq, a predicted model, not a curated record
AUGAGGAACUUUGUUACAAGCACCACGGUUGUUUCUCUCAGGUACAAGGACGGUGUUCUUAUGGGUGCAGACACAAAAGGAUCGUACGGUCGGCUUGCAAAGUACACAGGACUGCAAAGAAUAUUCAAGAUCGGAGACCAAACGCUUAUAGGUGUUUCUGGAGAGAUAAGCGACAUGCAAUACUUGAAGAAGACACUGGAAACGCUUACCGAAGAGGAUCCGAGAAAAAUCGACUCGCAUGGAUACUACAAGAUGAUCCAAAGGCUGAUGUACUCUGCUAGAAGCAGGAUGGCCCCAUUGAACUUGAAUGUUUGUGUCGGGGGUGUUGACUCAGUAUGCACUGAAGAUGGGCGGGCCGAUCAAAAAACACUUGGGUGUGUGGAUCAUCUUGGAAACUUCUAUUUUUCAAAUGUGAUAUGUACAGGAAUAGGAGCACAUCUUGUUCUUCCACUUCUGAGGAGCAAGGUGGAUGGAAGGGAGAAUGAGAUAACAAGAGAAGAGGGCAUAGGCCUGAUUGAGGAAGCAAUGAAGAUUCUUUUUUACAGGGACUGCAGUGCAUCCAAUGAGAUACAGAUAGGAUAUGCAGAUGCACAAAGAGUUCAUAUUUCGGAAGCUUAUCGAAUACCAACGAAUUGGGACAUUGCUUUCAGAGAGGACGAGAUUGUGUUUGAAUAA